AUGAUUCUAGCCGCUGGAUUCAGCACUGUGGACACGUUCUUUUUUCUCAGCGGCUUCUUCUUGUGCUUCACUGUCGCUAAGCAGAAGGGAAAUGGACCCAUCGUCUUCAUUGUCGGCGUUACCAGACGGCUGAUCAGGACUUGCGUUCCACUGUUUUUCCUCAUCCUGUGCCUCUACGGGCUCGAGCCUUUCGUCGGCGGUCCCACCAUAAAGACAUUCUUCGAAAACCUGCGCUACGAGGUGUCCAGCCACUGGUGGCAAUUGCUUCUUCAGACCAGGAACUUUUAUCCGACCGUCGGGAAAAAUCCCAUACCACACGCAUGGUACCUGUCGGCCGAUUUACAGUUGUUCAUCGUCUCUCUUCUCACGCUGCUGGUACUCAGACGACGCAGCAAGACACUGGUUUUGGCAGCAUUCGCCUUUUUAUCUUUGCUGAGUUGUGCCGGUGGAGUGUGCGUCGUUGCAAGCUUGAAGCUGCCGCCAUUUAUGAUCUUUCCAGGGCCAAGUCCGGACGUCAUGAUGCGAACUGCCGAUGAAUACUACAUUCGGCCUUACUACCAUGCCGUGUGCUACUUUGGGGGCUGCAUCACGUACCUGAUCAAAGAAGACUUCAGGAAAGCAAGGAUAUGCAAGAGGCUGCUGCAGGCUGGGUGGUGCGGGUGUGUGACCUGCGGUUUGUUCUGCGUAUUUGUGAAGUUCGCCUGGGUCACUAGCUUCGAUGCCGUGCCACAGGGUGUGACGCUCUCGGCGGCAUUCUUCGACCGCAUCCUCUGGACCCUCUUUCUAGCAUGGAUCACUCUCGCAUGCAGCACCGGCCGAGGUGGCGUACUAACGCAACUGUUGUCCUGGAACGCCUACGUGCCCCUGAGCAAGCUUUCCUUCGGCGUCUACCUUAUUCACGUGCCUUUCCUGAACAUCAUGUUUGACGGGUCCAGGGAGCGAAUGUACUGGUCAAUGUUCAAUCAGGUCACGCUGCUGUUCGCUCUGCUCGUCUGGUGCUUCCUGCUCUCCUAUUUGGCUUUCCUCGUUUGCGAGGCACCGACAGCCGGCUUGGAGAAGAUGGUGUUCGCCAGAGUUACGGAACGAAUACGAAAGAAAGAAAGAACAGACUGGGACGCGACACAUGCUGGAAACAUCCAAAAUGACGGAGGGAAUUCGAGGAAACAGGACAACGCACAGAUGACGUUCUUUCGGAUAGUUAGCCAAAAAAAAAAGCGCGGCUGGGCGGCUGAAGAAAUUCCGAGUCUUGUGUUCGACAGAGACCCAGAAAGUGACGUGUGUGAUGAUGACGAUGUUCUGUUAGACAGUGGGGACUGCCAAACUGAUUUAAGUGGUUGUGAUGAGAAGAGAAUGUGUGUUCAGCCGACGCCUCCAUGA
Messenger RNA from Rhipicephalus microplus (southern cattle tick), 1377 nucleotides. RefSeq names its product nose resistant to fluoxetine protein 6-like. The record is from RefSeq and is a predicted model, not a curated record. Gene Ontology annotation, molecular function: acyltransferase activity, transferring groups other than amino-acyl groups. Lineage: Eukaryota; Metazoa; Arthropoda; Arachnida; Ixodida; Ixodidae.